This is a messenger RNA of Carlito syrichta (Philippine tarsier), 1065 nucleotides long. It is a transcript of the gene TAAR9, whose product is annotated as trace amine associated receptor 9. The transcript has a single exon. Gene Ontology annotation, cellular component: membrane. The coding region runs from base 8 to 1054 and encodes 348 amino acids. Gene Ontology annotation, biological process: G protein-coupled receptor signaling pathway. Lineage: Eukaryota; Metazoa; Chordata; Mammalia; Primates; Tarsiidae. Gene Ontology annotation, molecular function: trace-amine receptor activity. The record is from RefSeq and is a predicted model, not a curated record.
GAAGGUGAUGGUGAACAAUUUCUCCCAAGCCCAGGCUGUGGAACUGUGUUAUGAGAAUGUGAAUGGAUCCUUCAUUAAAACCCCUCACUCUCUGCGUCCUCGGGCAAUCCUGUAUGCUGUCCUUGGCUUUGGGGCCGUGCUGGCAGUGUUUGGGAACUUACUGGUCAUUGUUGCCAUCCUUCACUUCAAACAGCUGCAUACACCUACAAACUUGCUGAUCGCGUCCCUGGCCUGUGCCGACUUUUUGGUGGGAGUCACCGUGAUGCCCUUCAGCACAGUGAGGUCGGUGGAGAGCUGCUGGUAUUUCGGGGAGAGUUACUGUAAAUUUCACACAUGCUUUGAUACAUUUUUCUGUUUUGCUUCUUUAUUUCAUUUAUGCUGUAUCUCUGUGGAUAGAUAUAUUGCUGUUACUGAUCCUCUGACCUACCCAAUCAAGAUUACUCUCUCCGUUUCAGGAAUAUGUAUUGUUCUCUCGUGGUUCUUUUCUGUCACCUAUAGCUUUUCUAUCUUUUACACGGGAGCCAACGAAGAAGGAAUUGAGGAGCUAGUAGUUGCCCUCACCUGUGUAGGAGGUUGUCAGGCUCCGCUGAAUCAAAACUGGGUUCUACUUUGUUUUCUUCUCUUCUUUGUUCCCACUGUUGUCAUGGUGUUUAUCUAUGGCAAGAUCUUUUUGGUGGCAAAGCAUCAGGCUAGGAAGAUUGAAAGUACAGCCAGCCAAGCCCAGUCCUCCUCAGAGAGUUACAAGGAAAGAGUAGCAAAAAGAGAGAGAAAGGUUGCCAAGACCUUGGGCAUCGCUAUGGCAGCAUUUCUUGUCUCUUGGCUGCCAUACAUCAUUGAUGCAGUGAUCGAUGCUUAUAUGAAUUUCAUAACUCCUCCUUAUGUUUAUGAGAUUUUAGUGUGGUGUGUUUAUUAUAACUCAGCUAUGAACCCCUUGAUAUAUGCUUUCUUUUACCCAUGGUUUCGGAAGGCAAUAAAACUUAUUGUAAGCGGCAAAGUCUUCAGGAAGGAUUCAUCAGCCACGAAUUUGUUUUCUGAGGAAUUAGAGACAGACUAAAAAGGUUACUG